Messenger RNA from Apodemus sylvaticus (European woodmouse), 2799 nucleotides. RefSeq names its product nocturnin (gene Noct). The transcript is spliced from 3 exons. Gene Ontology annotation, molecular function: poly(A)-specific ribonuclease activity. Bases 417 to 1703 code for a protein of 428 amino acids. The record is from RefSeq and is a predicted model, not a curated record. Gene Ontology annotation, biological process: circadian rhythm. Lineage: Eukaryota; Metazoa; Chordata; Mammalia; Rodentia; Muridae.
CGGCCGGCGGGAGGGGGCGCCGGCUCACGGAACGCCUCUCUUAACGAAUUCCUGCGGCGUCAGCCAUCCCCCAGCCUCCACCCCGCCGACAGUCCACUCUCGCUCUCUCUAGUCCAGAGCGUCCAUUCCCGGCCGGAGCCGUCCCCGUCUGACUGCGCCCGGGUCGUGCGCGUGGAUUCCCCCAGCAGCCGCCGCGUGGUAGCGCCCGCCCCGCCGCCGCUCGCCGGUUGCUCCCCGGCGCUAGGCAGCUCGCCUCAGUGAGCCGCCGCCGCCGCCACCACCACUCACGGCACAGCUCGCCCACUCGGCGCCCAGGGACGAGGAGGAGGAAGGAGCACCCCGCAGCGCAGCGGUUCCCGCAUCCCCACCGCCGCCAGCCCCGCUCGGCCCGGCUCGUCAGCGCGGCGGCGCCCGGCAUGUAUCAGAGCCCGCGGCGGCUCUGCUCGGCCCUGCUGCUCAGGGACGCCCCCGGCCUGCGCCGCACACUCGUGCCCGGCCCGCGCCGAACGCUCGCCCCGCCGGUGCUCGGAUCCCGGCCCGCGUCCCCGCAACUGCAGGCGGCGGCCUCGGGUGCCGCGAGGUCGCGUCCCCGAAUAGUGACUUCCAUGGGAAACGGUACCAGUCGCCUCUACAGUGCUCUCGCCAAGACAGUCAACAGCAGUGCAGCUGCCCAGCACCCGGAGUAUUUGGUGUCAGCUGACCCCGACCAUCUGGAGCCCAUCGAUCCUAAGGAACUUCUCGAAGAAUGCAGGGCGGUUCUGCACACGCGGCCACCCCGGUACCAGAGGGAUUUUGUGGCCCUGAGGACACACUGCUCCAGUAGCCACUCUCCCAUCAGAGUCAUGCAGUGGAACAUCCUCGCCCAAGCUCUGGGAGAAGGCAAAGACAACUUUGUACAAUGCCCCGUCGAAGCGCUCAAAUGGGAGGAGAGGAAAUGCCUUAUCCUGGAGGAAAUCCUGGCGUACCAGCCAGACAUACUGUGCCUCCAAGAGGUGGACCACUAUUUCGACACCUUCCAACCACUCCUCAGGAGACUGGGCUACCAAGGCACAUUUUUCCCCAAGCCCUGGUCACCAUGUCUAGAUGUGGAACACAACAACGGUCCAGAUGGCUGUGCCUUGUUUUUUCUCCAAAGCCGAUUCAAGCUCAUCAACAGCACCAAUAUCAGGCUGACAGCCAUGACCCUGAAAACCAACCAGGUGGCCAUUGCACAGACCCUGGAGUGCAAGGAAUCGGGGCGACAGUUCUGCAUUGCUGUCACCCACUUAAAAGCACGCACUGGCUGGGAGCGGUUCCGAUCAGCUCAGGGCUGUGACCUCCUCCAGAACCUGCAGAACAUCACACAGGGAGCAAAGAUCCCCCUGAUAGUCUGCGGGGACUUCAACGCAGAGCCGACUGAGGAGGUCUACAAACACUUUGCUUCCUCCAGCCUCAAUCUCAACAGCGCCUACAAGCUGCUGAGUCCCGAUGGACAGUCAGAGCCUCCGUACACGACCUGGAAGAUCCGGACCUCGGGGGAGUGCCGCCACACGCUGGACUACAUCUGGUACUCCAGACACGCUCUGAGCGUCACGUCCGCUCUGGACCUGCUCACCGAGGAACAGAUUGGGCCGAACCGGCUGCCGUCCUUUCAUUACCCUUCAGACCACCUGUCUCUAGUGUGUGACUUCAGCUUUAACCAGGAGCCUGAUGGGCUUUUUUAAACACCGUCAUUUUAACCACAAAAGUCUUAACCAGGGAUGUUUUGGGAGACUGAAAUAGGAUAGGAAAUUGCCUGGAAAAGGACACCCAAUUUCUGCCGCUACUCUCCAUCAUUUCCAGCAUGCCCUUGAAAAAAGUUGACAAACCUUUCCAGUUAAAACCUGCAUCGAGAAGGUGUUUGCACUCCAUCCAAACUUGUUCUCAUCUGUGUUCCGCCCGCUGCCGUCCAGGGCAUUCGUAGCAUAGGCUUUCUUGUGUUUUAGUUGAGGAUAUUAUAGAAACCCAGUUUGUGAGCCCUUCAGAAUUAAAGUAAGAUGUAGGAAGUUUUCUAGACAUCAUUUCAAGUUAUUUAUUUGUGGGGAUUUUUAAAGGUCAGUGGGAAAUGCAUGGUAAUAUUUAUUUUUUUAUAUCUUCAUGUAAGAUUAAGGGAUUAUGUAGCACUGUGGACAUUUUAGAACCAUGCAGGUACAGUCUUAAUUCCUUAAAACUUAAAAAUGUUUUUAUUUGCUGAUGUAACAAUGUACAGUAAGGAGCUGUUUAGCCUGGGCAUUAGUGACUGUCUGUACACUCUUCACAAACAGUUCCUGUUUGCUAUGCCUCUGACUUACCUGUUGUGUUUUAAAGAAAUUCAGGAGCGUUCACUUCUUCAGUUCCCACUGUUUAGUCACUGUUAGGUAUUUGUGCCUUUUCCGUUGUGAUGACAUUGGUAGACAUGUGAAGAUUACUCCAACCACUUCUUCUGGAAUGUGCUUUAUAAGUAGCUUUAGGAACCGUUCUGGAACAGUUGCUAAGAAUAUGAGUGAGGAAUCUUAUCAAGAUGCCAGAUGUGAUCCCAGCAUUCAACUGAGACAAAGCCCAUGUCUCGGAGGCCAGCAUGGGCUAGAUAUCAAGACCCUUUCUUGGAAAAAUCCCAAAGACAGCCAGAUGAUUGGGUUCAAAUUUUCUAGAAAAAUAUAAGAGUCAAAAAGAUAACCUGGAGUUCUCUUUCAAUUGUUGAAGCCUCUUUCAAACAAAAUAAUCUACCAGUGGUAGGAUGGUAAAUACUUACUGUAUGAAUUCUAAAUGUUACUUAAGAUUAAUAAAUGGACUUAUAAAGAG